GCCGCGGGGAUGCGGGGCGCGGGGUUGGCCUGGGACUUCCAGGAGCCUUGGGCGGUCCCUCCCGGGGGCCGCGCCAGGGAGGCGGAGCGCAGGGCCGAGGAGCCACCCGCCGCCCGCUCGUCGCCGCCUCCGGGGCCUCGUCGCGCCCCAGGCCCCACGGGUGCCGAGAGCCGCGGGCCGAACAUGGCGCCGUGGACGUUCUGGCGCGGCUGCCAGCGCGUCGUGGGCUGGGUGCCGGUGCUCUUCAUCGCCUUCGUGGUUGUCUGGUCCUACUACGCGUACGUGGUGAAGCUGUGCGUGCUUAUUCUUUCUGGAAAUGGAGAAAUUGGAAAGGCCGUUGUUUACCUUGUGGCUUUCCAUGUGUUUUUUGUUAUGUUUGUAUGGUCCUAUUGGAUGACAAUUUUCACAUCUCCUGCCUCCCCUUCCAAAGAGUUCUACUUGUCUCAAUCUGAAAAGGAACGUUAUGAAAAAGAAAGCAGCCAAGAACAACAGCAAGACAUUUUGAGAAGAGCAGCAAGAGAAUUACCUAUCUACACCACAUCUGCUUCACGUGCAAUCAGAUAUUGUGAAAGAUGUCAGCUGAUUAAGCCUGACCGUGCACAUCACUGCUCAGCGUGUGACAUAUGCAUUCUUAAGAUGGAUCACCACUGUCCCUGGGUGAAUAACUGUGUUGGAUUUUCUAAUUACAAAUUUUUCCUGCUGUUUUUACUGUAUACCCUAUUAUAUUGCUUUUUUGUGGCUGCAACAGGUUUACAAUACUUUAUAAAAAUCUGGACGAAUGAACUCACAGAUACACGUGCCAAAUUCCACGUGCUUUUUCUUUUCUUUGUGUCUGUUAUGUUCUUCGUCAGCGUCCUGUCACUUUUCAGCUAUCAUUGUUGGCUGGUUGGAAAAAACAGAACAACAAUAGAAUCAUUCCGUGCACCUACAUUUUCAUAUGGAUCUGAUGGAAAUGGUUUCUCUCUUGGAUGCAGUAAGAAUUGGAGACAAGUUUUUGGCGAUGAAAAGAAAUACUGGCUACUUCCAGUUUAUUCAAGCUUAGGUGAUGGUUGCAGUUUCCCAACUCGUCUUGUGGGGAUGGAUCCAGAGCAGGUUUCUGUUACAAACCAACAGGAAUUUUGCAGAAGUAUUGGCUCAAAUCAACCCUUUCCGAUCAAACCACUUAGUGAAUCAAAAAACCGGUUGUUGGACAGUGAGUGUCAGUCACUAGAGAAUGGCUCGGAGGACAGCAUCCUAUCAGGGACAAAUAGCCAAGUUACAGUGGCAAUAGAAAACUGAGCACCACUGACUCAUAACUAACCAUUUGAAUAAGAGAAAGGUUUAUGCAAGCAAAUCGUCAACUGAUAUUUUCAAUUUUAUUUGAAAAAAAAAUCAAUGGACUGAACUGAUUGAAGCCUAACAGAAGAUAAAUAUUUUCUACGAAGGCAGCCCCCAGAGAGUUGGCCAGGCCCACAGAGCACACUCCAGAGUAGGGAGAUGCCUUAACCUCAUGCCCCGUCCUACAGCACUGGCUUCGCCUACAUACGCUCCCUGCUGCUGGGAGACAGCCCCGCCCGCUGGUGCCAGGUGCUGGCACAGAAGCUGCCUGCCAUGCACUAACAUGGCACCUGUAUUCUUCUGAUACCCAUGUCACACAAUUAGAGUAGUUCCAUCAGAGUCAUAGACAUUUUCACUCCAGAAAUACAUGGGAAGAAUUCAUCCUGAGUGGAGUACAUCCUAAGCAGUGCAGAGCCAGAAAGUACAUAAUAUACAAAUAACUAUCACUUGUACUGUGUAAGGAAAAGAAAAAUGACUGAUUUUUUUUAAAUUGGAUGUUUGCUAAUUUAUAAUUACUGUUUUAUACUUUUCAACAUUUUUAAUAAUAAAGUUUUCUUAUGUUGGCUAUAAAGUAACACUCAGAAGGAUUCAGAUAUCUAAAUAUAAUCAUUUAAGCCAUGGAAAACUUGUAUAAUUCAUUAAAGGCUUAAUUGUAAGCAUUGCUACAACCAUUGUAAGCUAGUUAAUUGUCCCAAUGAAGGAAACUUGCCAGUGUAAGAAAUAUUUUCAGUUAUUUUUGGUUGAACUUCCAUGGUUGAAGUGAGCAGGGAAACACAGUGGAUCCGAACUGUAGAAAUAAUAGGUCCCAGUAGGACUCAGUGGAAGAAAGACAGGCAGGCUCUUGUAAAUUGUUAAAAUGCAUUUCAGUCCUAAAAUAUUUAGUAUUACAACUCCCGUUGAGUUGGUUUUCACAUUUCAAUCUAGGUAGUGGCUGAAUGAUACAUGGUCACUUUUACAAUCCUCCUGCAUAAGCUUAGAGACUCAAAAGUAUAGUUUGAACUAAGGUGAAGCUGUAUCUGGCAUACUGUUAUCCUCAGACAGGAACAUGGGACCUGAGCAGUCAUUUAGAAUUUCCCAACCUCUGAGGAGUGGACUGUAAAAAGAGAGAAGCUGAUAGGGUAGGGGGAGAUUAAAAAAAAAGGGGGGGGAGACACCUGUAGCAUUGCUUCACUACUUGUGAAGCUUCACCCCUGCAGGCAGGGACUGGGGGCUUCAACCUGGUCAUAGUCCUUAGUCAUAGUAACCUGUGCUCUACUAGACAUGCCACCACCUGGCCCAGUAGUUUCCCUUUCUAUAAAUGGAAUUGGGCAGGGGGAUGACAAGUGAGUUGGACUGGAUGACUUAUAUGUAACUGAGAUUUUUGUAAAAUUUUGGAAAAUAGCCUUAUUUCAUCCAGCCUUCUUAUACAAGACAAGAUGUAUUAGAGAUUGGUCUGUCAGUUCCAAGUGUAACUCAAAUUUCAUAAAUAGCUAUCCCUAGUUUACAAGUUGAGCAUUUGUCUAAUUCCACUGGUUAUGUGAAUAUUAGAUUUUGAAAGGAAGUGACUCCUCUCCCCACCCUUGAACUAAAGGAAAGAAUGAGCUUUGGAAAUAUAGUUUGGAACACUAUAUCUGUAUUUCAACUCUAUCAUCUUAAUAAUCUUGAUUCUAGAAAACUUUCUAAGCAUGACAGUUAAAGGGUAUCAGUGACCAGCCAACUACCACUUUAGUUUGGCAGAUUGCUUAAUAUAAAGCAGUAGUAAACCUUUAAGCUUGCUUGACUCCUUUCAGAAAUAAUAUUUUUACCUAUUUAGAUCCAAGGAUUUGCAUGCUCCCAACUAACUGAAGAAGCUUAAUCCCCCCCCCACCCCCCCAAAAUCUGUUCAGGCAUAUUUGUGGUAUCUGACCUUCCUCUGAUUUUUUCAUUUCUGUGCUUUCCCAUCUUUAAUAGGAAUCUUUUUUCUGAAAUUAUUAGAGAAAGCACUUUUUUUCUAGUGACCUUCUAUUUAAUUUAUAGCCAACAUUUUUACCAUAGCUUCAGUAGUUGGCAGCUGAAUUUAUUCCUACAUAUGAAAUACCAGUUCGGCAAAGGCUUACACUUAGCAUGGCAUUUCAAACGGUAUUGAUUAGUGCCAGCAACUCUACCGGGAGAAAAGGUGUAAAGGAAGCUGUCAGAUAACAUCACUGUCUUGGGUGCUUCAAACACCUAAGUGCUUGUGAUUAACACUUAAGGAAAAUGAAGUUGGAUUCAGGUCUUGCCAUUGCCACUAAAGACAAAACAGAGAGGAGACUUGUCUUCACCUGAGUGCAAAUGCACCUGCAUCUCCCAUGCCUGAGCUUCUGAGCAGCAGCACCACACCCAACCAAAGAGGAGCAAAGAGCAGCGUGCAGUCCAUUAGUUACUCAACACCAACAUGUUUACAAGGCGUAGCUUCAUCUUUAAGGAUGGACAUCUUUUCUAAUCUUGUGACAGAUUUAGUGGUUGUAAUCCAGUGUUUCAUGGGAGUAUUUCAUUGUAUGAACCCAAUAUGCAAUGUUUACUUGAAUUUUAUUUCUGCUAGAAAUAAUUUGACUAUGUUUACAGGAAUUGCUUAAAAGUUUUAAGCCAUGUGAGUUUCCCAUUGAGAAAUCUUGAAGGUCAUUAAGGGGAUAGUGUUGGGCUCUAUGUACCUGCAGCCCUGAAUGGACUCAGACAGAUUUUAUUUAUGCUUUGCCCCAGGACUCACUGAGUUGUGCUAUCAAUGGAAAGUGUUUUUAAUGAAUCUGUAAUUAGGAAAUUAAUCAUAUUUUUGCAUUUCAGCCAAAAUAAAGAUCCUAAUAAUCUGUAAAAUGCAGGCAAUAUAUAAGCCUGAAACCUAUGUGUUCCACAUGAUCUAAUCUAUACUUCCCAAUUUGAGUGAAAAACAGAAUAGAUUUAGAAAGGUCCAUAUUUUUCUAAUGACUUCACUUUAUUUUGUCACAUUGCAUAAUUAAGCAAGCAAUGGCAUUUGUACUCAGAUUAAGAAAGCUAUUAGGUUUAUUAUAUUUGUACAUGAUGGCAAAUGAGUUUGCCCAUUUAAAAGAUGGCCUCUAUUUUCCAGUGAUCUUUAGUAUGUUUUAUAUGAACAAAGUUGAAAUACAAUUUACUUUCUUAUCAACUCCUAAGUAUAAUUGUUUUUCCUAAGUAUAAUUCUGGACCAUGAGUUAACUCUGCUUUGUCUUUGGCCUAACCUACAUUAACAUAAAGACUGAACAUUUUCAACUUUUCUUUUUAAAAAAAAUCAUAAUGGUUUACUUUACUAAUAAAUAAGUAAAAAUAAA
Messenger RNA from Erinaceus europaeus (western European hedgehog), 4595 nucleotides. RefSeq names its product zinc finger DHHC-type palmitoyltransferase 20 (gene ZDHHC20). Gene Ontology annotation, biological process: protein targeting to membrane; peptidyl-L-cysteine S-palmitoylation; synaptic vesicle maturation. NCBI's taxonomy places the organism in Eukaryota, Metazoa, Chordata, Mammalia, Eulipotyphla, Erinaceidae. The coding region runs from base 10 to 1278 and encodes 422 amino acids. Gene Ontology annotation, molecular function: protein-cysteine S-palmitoyltransferase activity. Gene Ontology annotation, cellular component: Golgi apparatus; endoplasmic reticulum. The transcript is spliced from 13 exons. The record is from RefSeq and is a predicted model, not a curated record.